AUGAAUCACGAAGGCUUUCAAUCUCGCCUUGACCAAGUCAAGGAUGUCCUCCAACGAUUCGGGCUGAACGCCAGAGAUAUUAGCCCGAUUGCGUAUGAAGAGGACUGUCCAUUUCCAUACAACAACUUCAUCUACAAGAUCUCCCUCUCGGAGCCUGUCACCGCAGACUCCUUUGCAGCAAAUGCAGCUCCAUGCACCUUCGCUCCCCGCAGCCAGGGCAUAAACGACCUAGUCAUCCGUCUCAGCAACAACAAAGCCGAGGGUCUGAAUCAGGCCAAUCGUGUAGAGAAUGAAGUCGCCUCCCUGUACCUCGCCCGCAAGGGACUGGAGUCAUCACAUAAGCCCGAACUAGCCGAGGUGGUUCCCGCCGUGUUCGCGUGGCAGUCAGCCAAGAGUUCAGACCGGGAGUUGGGUUGGAUCUUGAUGGAGUUUAAACCUGGCGAAUCGCUUGAUGGGCACUUUGCUUCUCUAUCUGAUGUCGAGAAGAAGAGUGCCAUCGACCAGAUUGCCGACGUCUUCUCCGGAAUUCAGACCGCCGCUUUGCCCAGCACGGUUACGUCCUUCGGAGGCCUUACUGUCAACGACAAAGGGGAGAUUAUAAGUGGGCAGAUGACGACUAUAGACUCUGAAGGUGCACCAUGGAGCACUUACAUUGAUUUCUGGAAGGCAAAAUUGGCGUCCCAGCUCAAGGGCGCUGAGGAGAGUCCGGCUUUGAAAGGUUGGGAACCUAACGGUGUGAGAGAGCGGAUAGACAAGUUUCUCGCUUCUGAUCUCGAGGGAUACCUCGUCGAUGCUGGGGUAGACCUGACCAAGCGCGCUCUGAUCCACGGUGACCUAACCCUGAACAACAUACUCUUCGAUAAACAGUCCACCAAACUCACAGCUAUCCUCGACUUCGACUUCUCCACCAUCCUCCACCCCACCCACGAAUUCUUCACAUCCCUCCAAGACCUAGGCGGCAACACCGGCGGCGUCUUCGGCCCGGACCCGACCGCCGGCCUCCUCUCCGACGCCCUGCUCACGGGCGACUUCGACGUCCCCGGCGUCCCCGACGAGGCCGCCGAUCUGUGGACACUCGCACGUACUUGGGACGCGGCGCUGGCUGCGAGGGGCACGCUUAGGCCUAGCAUUAUUGAGGGAAUCGCUGCGUUGGAGGGGCUGAGGAGGUUGGAGGCGGCGUUGUGUCCGUUUCGGUUGGCGCAUCCGAUGUUUCUGAAGAGGAAGACGGGGGAGGAGAUUGAGAAGGAGCGCGCAGUUGCUGAAGAGACUCUGCUCUCCCGUCUUGCUUCGCUGGGGUUCUGA
This is a messenger RNA of Scedosporium apiospermum, 1302 nucleotides long. RefSeq names its product Phosphotransferase enzyme family protein. NCBI's taxonomy places the organism in Eukaryota, Fungi, Ascomycota, Sordariomycetes, Microascales, Microascaceae. Gene Ontology annotation, biological process: protein phosphorylation. The transcript has 3 exons. Gene Ontology annotation, molecular function: protein kinase activity. The coding region runs from base 1 to 1302 and encodes 433 amino acids. The record is from RefSeq and is a predicted model, not a curated record.